AUGCAGAAUGAAACGUUGGCAUUGGGAGUAAUAAAGUCUGUCCAGAAACUAUACCUCGAGGUGCAGUUACCCAACGGAUUUUUGGGUCGAGUUAACAUAUAUGAUGUGAGUGAUAAGUAUACUGAACUUUUGAGGGAAUCUGCGGAGACUGGUAUCAUACAGGAUGAUCUUGUUGAACUCUCGGAUAUGUUCAAAGUUGGUCAGACUGUGAGAUGCUUUAUUAAGGAAGCUGACAAUAGUCGUGGGAGUGGUUCCACUAAAAGAUAUCUCGUCUCAUUAAACCCGAAAAUGGUGAAUAAAGCUGUGAUAUCCAAGCAUGUUAAACCUCAUAUGGUAUUAGUCGGGUCUGUCGUUAGCCUAGAAGAUCACGGUUAUAUAUUAGAUUCUGGUGUUGCUAGAAUCAAUUGUUUCUUACCCAAAGACCAAAUUGAUGUUAACCCUAAUAUUGGCAGUUUGAUUCCCUUUACUCCAUAUGUGUCAGAUCCUGUGGUAGAUAGUAGCUGUAAACGAGUUUUGAAAGUAACCACUCGUAUAGAUCCGACUUUAUCUCUGUUGAGUCCUGAUUCUCGUGUAAACUUUGACUGCUUGCUCCCUGGUACCUGUCUCCAUGCUUCAAUUAUCAAGAAGGUUACGUCUACCUUAGUUGCAGAGUUUUCAGAACAUUUUAUAUCAAUCUCGCGCACCCACUACAUCGGAAACAAAGAAGAUUAUCAAAUAGGAGCCAAGGUUGUUGUUUGUAUCAUAUUGGUAGAUCCCAGUACAAAACAAUUGACGGGCUCUCUACUUCCUCAUCUAGUCAAUCCGAUCCCCUCUGUUCUCAACAUUUCGGAGAUGCUCUCUAAGUGUCCUGUUGGUACACGUUUCUCAGGUUCUUUGGUAGAGCGUGUAAACAAACGCGCUGUACUUGUCAAAUUACCUAAAACAAAUGGACUCAAAGCAGUUAUCAGAAUACCUAAAACAGGGACAAAAAAUAGCGAAAAUUUCAAGUCACUAGUUGUUGGAUCAAAAUUGACAUGCCGUUUAACUGAUCAUGACUUUUUAGAGAACGUAGCUGUAGCUACAACAAACAAGAAAUUGUUGAGUGUACCGUUUUUGUCUCUUCAUGAACUCAAACCUGGGGAUAAAGUGUCGGCUGCCGUUAAGCGUUAUUCAAAAACUGGUAUUGUCGUCCACCUAGAAGGACGACUUCAUGGACUUAUACCGUAUCUACACACAACUGAUAUUAAUCUUAAGGAUUAUAGAGAGAAAUUUAAAGCAGGAGAAAAAAUUUCUUGUUUAGUUUUACAACUUGACAAAUGUGCCAAUAAAUUGAUUUUAACCGCAAAACCAGGCUUAUUAAAUACUGAAUUCCCAAUAUUUGGCAGUCACGAAAUGUAUUCUGCACUGAAAAAUGGCAAUAAUAACCAACUAUUGAUUGUAGGGUUCAUUGUUAAGGUUAGCGAUAAAGGUUUACUCGUUUCUGGUUUGGAUAAUAUUCGUGGAUGGAUACCUAGACGUGAAACUGGACUAGCUGAUGAAGAUAUUUUACAGACAAACUUUUACCGUGGACAAGUACUGAAGAUGAAAUUUAAACGUGAGAUUAAUAUUACAUCAGAAAGUAAAGUAGAAAAAGAUGGUCAAAGUAUACGUUCAAAGUAUAUGCUUUCUUUAAAGUUCCAUUCUAAGGAAACGAAAAACACACAAUCGAUAUUUUUGAACUCUGUGCAAAUUGGUCAGCUUUUCAGGGCUACUGUAAAUCAAGUACAAGACACUGGAAUAUCGCUUAACCUUUAUGACAAUAAAAAUAUCAACAAUACUGUCACACCUGCGCUUGGUACAGGAUUUUUGUCAUUUAGUCAAUUAUCUGAUUAUGAAUCAAAUCAACAGCUUCUAAGUCGAUAUGUAAAAAAUAUAAAACCUGGUUCUACACUUAAUUGGGAUCAUUCUGCGCGUGAUGUAGUCGUUAUUGAUAAGGGAAAACAAACUGUCAUUUUAUCUGCUAGACCAACACUAAUUCAAGCAGCUAGUGAUUUAAAAGCAAAUACUAAUAUUGAUGUUGAUAUGGUGGAUUCAGAAGCAUCUGACAAAAGACCUGGUUUCUUAAGAACAUUUGAUGAAUUACAAGUUGGUAGUCAGUGGUUUGCUUGGGUUUCACAUCACAAGGACUAUGGUGUAUUUGUUCACUUUCCUGCUGGAAUAUAUGGUUUGGCACCGAAGCAUCUUUUAUCUGAUUUUCGUACUCAAUCUAAUACAAGCUGGAGUGAAUUGUAUCCAGUUGGUGCAACCGUAAUUACGAAGAUCAUUGAAGUAACUCCUGAAAAACGUCAUUGUUUGAUAAGCUUGAAAAUGUUUGAUAUAUACAAUGCUAAAGAAUAUUAUGUUGGUGAAGCGAUACACUCACUAAACUACUAUCUAACUGAAAGGGAAUGGAUUUCACAGAAACACGAACUACUAGGUUCUUUUCGUAUUGGUGAUCAUGUUCAUUUCAAAGUUGAAGAAUUAGAAAAUUCUGUAAUUUUUGGUAAGGCAAGUAAACUAUCAGAGAAAAAUCCCACUAAGCAACACACAUGGGUGCCAGCUAUGGUGUAUGUGGCAAAUUCAAAUAAUACGGAUUGUGUAGUUUCUCAAACGUACUCAGGUAUUGUAUGCUUUAUUGAUCAUGAAAAAUCACGGUUGGAAGUUGUCUUAUCCUCCUGGUUGGUGAACAGUAUAAAUACAAGAAAAGAAAAUAUAUCUAGUUGUAUAAAACAGAAACAACAAAUAUCAUCUGUUGUACUAGCAUAUCGAAGUCGUGACAUAGUUGUUCUUGGUUUACGUGGUCACGCAGCUGGGUUGUUAGGUGUUGUACCAGCAAGACGUACAUUCAAUGAUGUAGUGGGUGGGAACGCUUGGGUUAUUGGUCAACGAAAUAAAAUAACUUUUAGACAAUCAUUCCAACAAGAAAGCAGUUCAACGAAGUUGCAAUUGUGUACUUUAACAAUCUAUGAUUCAAUUGAAGAUAAUCAGAUGGAAACGACUUCAGAGAAACAAAAUAACUCAACCAGUAUAACUAAUGAGGAAAACAGUGGCAUAUUAAAUAAAUCAAAUCUCAUUACUUUUCAAGCAGGUCAACAAAUUUCUGAUCUCUACUUUGUUAGUAUUUCUGCUCAAACAGCAUUUUUCGCUGUUGGCUCAAUUAAAGGUCCACAUGUAUAUUGUCAUUUAAUCAAUUGGGAUAAUACUGUUAAAUCUAUCAGGGCAUUUUCAAGUCAUCCACCUGAGGUUGGUACGAAAAUUGAAAGGAUUGCAACUGUUUUAUUCUCUUACCUUGAUGAUAAACUAAUUCUUAGGCGUAAAAAUGCGGGAUUUCGUUCGAAAAUCUCAGAAAUCACCUUCCUUGAUAAACCCAAAGUAUCCGUUGGACAGGUAGUCUGCGCACAGGUAUCCCGUUUAAAAUCCGACUAUUGGACUGUUUUUCUACCUGGCCGUGCUAGUGGACGUUUGCAUGUUACUGAUAUGAAUUAUUCAGAUUUAGAUGUUAAGCCAUUGGAUUUAACUGAAACGUCUAAUGAUUCUGCGUUACCGUCUUCAUCAUCAAGAAUUUUUAAUAUUCACGAACACUCGAACCAAAUCAAAGCACAUUAUUUCAUUACUUGUCGAAUCGUGGAUCAAUGCCAAAAUGUCAAUACGAAUUCUGAUGAUAUCUUUGAUGUCAACGAUACCAGUGAAAUUAUAUAUUUCGUCUCCAAUAAAGUUAAACUGUUACGAGAUCCUGUUGAAUCAAACACUGAACAACAGUCAGUUAAUAAACUACCUGAUUUUGAUGUACCAGUUGAUGGAUUUGUUAAGACUGUUCGUCCACAUGGACUUGUAUUGUGUUUAUCUCGAACUACGGAUAUUCUGGUUCCUUUUCCCCCCAAUUUGAAAAAUCAACUGAGUAUUUGUGGAAUCUGGUUUAAAGCUGGUGAUCAUCUUCUUGUUCGCCCUAAGAGGCUCAUCAAUGAUAAUCUUGUCGGUGAAUUAGUUUGUGAUAAUUCUAAUAAUUGUGAACAUCUUUCGGAGGAUUGUAUGAAUGAGCUUGUUAAAAAAUUACUCAGUGAAGUAUCCACUCAAAAAAACACUAGUGAAUCACAAAAACGAGAAUUAAUUUUUCAUGAUGAUUUGAACGAAACAUCUAACAGUUUAGAGUUAAUGAAUUGUGAACCUACUUCAAAUGCAAUUCCGAUUAGUAAAGAGAAUAUACUAAAACAAAGCAAAAAGAAAAAAACCGUGACUAAAACAAUAAAAGAACAUUCUGCUGUUACUCAACAACAUGAUGGCAGUCAGUCACGUAAAAGAAGGCUAACUGACUUAGAUGAAUCAUUAAAUGAUGGAGAGCUAUUCAACGCUAAGUCAACUUUUAUAUCAAAGAGUUCUAAGAAAAAACAACCUCGUCUAGAAGAUGAAACUAAUCUACUUAGUAAUGAAUCUAUGAAUGAUGUAAAAAUUAAGGUCAAAAGUAAAAAAUCAAAUAAAUCUGUAAAUAAUAUACAGUCAUCAUUUGUAUCUUUGAAUAGUGACAACAUUUUCUCUAAAAAUUUACUUAAACGUUAUGAAAAAUUUAUGUAUCCUGAUAAUGAAAAUGGAUUUGAUGAUGAAAUGCAGACACAUAAAACACUCGAAUCAACAGAUCCAAACAAUGAUGAACAUUUGAAUAUUGAGAGAAAUGAUAAAAAUGAGAGUCAGGCUGCCAAGGAAUGGCGUUUACGAGAUAUGGAGAUGCGCAAAGCUAUGUUAGCAGAAUUGACCACUGAACAACAAUAUCUUCCUAAGGGACAAUUACAUCCACAAUCUACAGAAGAAUUUGAAUUAGCCGUUCGUAAUAUGCCAUCAAAUGAAUUUUGUUGGAUUGCUUAUAUGACACACGUAUUGUCAAGCAAAGUAGAUCAUCAGUCUAUUAAUAGUAGUCUUAAUAAAGGAGUUAUUGAUGCUCGAGCAAUUGUUGAACGUGGACUACGUGCUAUAUCAAAUUCUACCAGUAAUAAUCAACUGACAAAACAAUCUCGUUUACUCACAUCGUAUUUAAUUAUGGAAGCGAAAGAAUUGGAACGUCUCACCUGUCUUCAGAAACAACAACAAUAUCAUAUGUCGUCUUCAACAUCUAUGUCAGAUAUAGUAAUAGAAAUUAAUCAUCAGUCAAAACGUGUUUCCCAAUUACUAACACAAUUGUUAAAUUUAAAUCAAGCUCCGUUUAUUAGAAAAGCUAUCGAUACUCUUUCAGAUAUUGGUCAUCAUACCCGCGCUGAGGAAUUAGCUCGCCGCCAAAUCAAAUCUUGUCCAAACGAUGUUGACCAUUGGCUUUCACUUAUAAGAGUUCGAUUUCGAGCUGGUAAUGUCGAAGCUGCUCGAGAAGCACAACGAAAUUCGGCCUCGCUGUUAAAAUCUUCUCUUCUUCCACAACUUGCUAUUGGUGUUGCGAGAAUUGAGUUUGAAUAUGGCGAUGUUGAUCGUGGAAUACGCUUGCUACAAGAACAAUUAACUGUUCAUCCUAAACGUAAACUUCUGUAUGAAGAAUGUAUCAAAUUACUAAUAAUGAACGGCAAAACUAAAGAAGCCAGAACUGUUCAACAGCAAGCUGAGAAAAAUUUAAAACCUGUCCAAUGUACCACGUUAAAUUCGUUGUUUGAAGGUCAAGUGACAUGUUGA
Messenger RNA from Schistosoma spindalis, 5643 nucleotides. Lineage: Eukaryota; Metazoa; Platyhelminthes; Trematoda; Strigeidida; Schistosomatidae. The record is from the annotation of a GenBank genome assembly.